GCGGCGGCGGCGGCGGGAGGGCCCCGACGUAGCGUGGCGGCGCGGCAGCCCGGUCCCGCGGGGCGGAGGAUGGCGUGUCGCGGCGGCUGCUGCUCCAGCGCGGGUCGCCUGAACGCGGACAACGCGCGGUUCCUCCUGCUGGCGGUGCUGAUCGUGCUGUACAUGCUGUGCGGAGCCGCCGUCUUCUCGGCCAUCGAGCUGCCCACGGAGCGGGAGGCCAAGGAGCGCUGGGAGGAGCGGCUGGAGAACUUCACCCGGCGCCACAACCUCAGCCGCGCCGAGCUCCGGCACUUCCUCCGGGAGUACGAGGAGGCCAGCGUGGCCGGCAUCCGCGUCGAUGACAUCCGGCCCCGGUGGGAUUUCACCGGCGCUUUCUACUUCGUGGGCACCGUCGUUUCCACUAUCGGGUUUGGCAUGACCACCCCAGCCACCGUUGGAGGCAAAAUUUUUCUGAUAUUUUACGGCCUUAUAGGAUGUGCAGGGACCAUUUUGUUCUUUAACCUGUUCCUGGAGCGCUUGAUCACUGUCAUAGCCUACGUCAUGAAGUCGUGCCAUGAAAGACAGCUGAGGAGGAAAGGGGUCCUCCCUCACAACAGCCGACGGGGCUCGGGGACGUCUGAGGUGGACAGCCUGGUGGGCUGGAAGCCCUCCGUGUACUACGUCAUGCUGAUUUUGUGUGUAGCAUCACUCAUUAUUUCCUGUUGUGCCUCUGCAAUGUACACACCGAUUGAAGGGUGGAGUUACUUUGACUCACUUUACUUCUGCUUCGUGGCCUUCAGCACCAUUGGUUUCGGUGAUCUGGUCAGCAGCCAGAACAUCAAGUAUGAGAGCCAAGGCCUUUACCGCUUUGGCAAUUUUGUCUUCAUACUCAUGGGUGUGUGCUGCAUCUAUUCCUUAUUUAAUGUGAUCUCUAUUGUCAUCAAACAAUCCAUAAACUGGGUACUAAAGAAGCUGGACUGCAGGUGCUGCCACAGAUGCCAAAGAAAAUUAUUUCGUUCACGGAGGAACGUGGUAAUGCCAGGAAAUGUGCGCAGCCGGAGGAACAUCUCCAUUGAGACUGAUGUUGUCAAUGAGAGCGACACAGACGGACGCCGGCUGUCAGGCGAGAUGAUCUCCAUGAAAGAUUUCCUGGCCUCCAAUAAAGUCUCACUGGCCAUCAUGCAGAAACAGCUCUCGGAAACUGCUAAUGGCUAUCCGAGGCAAAUGAGCUGUAAUUCAAAGCAAAAUGGAUUCUCUGGUGGGGUUGGAGCCCUAGCAAUUAUGAAUAACAGACUGGCAGAGACAAGUGUGGAUAGGUAAAAUAAUAACAGUAAUAACAGUGAAACAGUAUGAACCAUUUCAACAAGUACAGAAACAACAUGAAUCAAGUGGAAAUAGCUAGGGAGAGAGUGUCGCCAGAGGGUGGGAUGGAUGUGAAUGGCAUACCUCCUGUUAGAAGACCUCUGACAGUUUGGGGGGGCUGUCACUUAAUGUCUUUGCUCUUUGAGUUGCACCAGUCUCAGCCUUCCUUCUUCCCUUUCCUUCUGUUCCUCAAGCAGGUCACUGCAGGAGAAAUUUAAUUUAGCCUUCAGAUCAAUUUUCCAUGUCCUGUUCUCCUCCAUUUGUGUGAAAUACAGAUUUCAGGAUAAGAAAUCUGUGGUAUGGGAAGAAACCAAGCGUGUCUACUGAAUACAUACUUAGUUCAAAGAUUGUUCUGAGCUUUCUGUCUUACUCUCAUCACAUCUGUUUUCUAAAAGGAGCUUAUCUGAGACCAAAAGAGGAAUCAGCCUUUCUCUGUGAUAUUGCGCAUCUAAUUUAAUGCAAUAAAAAAACCCAAACUAUUUUCUUUUCUAUAUCACUUCUUAAAAUGCAUUCCUAUGUGAAACAGCUGGGCUUGAAAAGCCAACUUCUGCUGCCAUUAAUAUUUGUGUAAAUCUGGAGUAAUUCUAUGAAAGUUGGUAGGACUAUUCUGGAGCUAUUGUGAUGUGAAUGAGAAGAGAAUUUGGCCUUUAGAAUUUAAUUUAGUCUUCCCUUUAAAAGGAUACUGUCAAAAGUGAUAGAAUAAAAAUUUAUACUACUUUUGUUUUCUUCUUUUGCAAAACACAUGAUUUUUUUCUAGGCUACUUUUUCUUCUAGAAUUCAAUCAUUGUGGCUUUCUGUUUCAAAAAUAUCAAGUUAAAUUGAAAACUGCCAUACUGAUGAGUUGUAUGAAUUAUUCCACAAUAACAAUCAGAGACUUUUCCAAAUUUCUGUUCAUAUUUUUCUAAGUUGUGACUGAAACAAUUGAGCAUCGACAUUACGUAAUGCAACUGGUAACUGAGUUUACAUAGCAGGCAUUAGUAUGCAAUUAGAUUGCCAUGCCAACAUUCAGUGUAUUAUUAUAAGCAACUGUGAUCACAAAAUCACUUUGGCAGUGUCCUUUUUACCUUUCAUGUGAUUCUGUCUUUCUUCACCUGUUUUUCUGGCUUUUGGUGAUAAUGAUGACAGGGCCUUGAUCAGGGAAAUAGAAAAUGUUUAACUCCUCAUUUUUCUCAAUGAAAUGCUCCAAGCGUUCAUUAUGACUAGAAAGGAGACUUCAAUGAGAAGAAUAAUAAUAGUGAGAAGAAUAUGAAAACAGGAAAAGAGGUGAUCUUUAAUGACAGUGAAAUCAUCUUUUGUAUUACAUAACUGAAGAAAUAAGGGACUAAAUUAACAUAAAGUCUAGCAAGAAUUUAAGGAAGACUGGGCUGAAUUCCUGAUUCUCCUUUAACCAUGCAAUGCAUUAAAGCUAAACAGUAUAUGAGAGUGUAAAUAAGCAAAAUUGGUCACAAAGGACCUGAUCCAAUUCUCCCUGAAAAGAACAGUACAUGCAUCAGGACUAAAUGUUUUCUCACAGCUAGAAAACCUUGCAGAAUACUACAAUUUUAAAGAAUUUAAAACACCAUUAUGCAGUUCUUAAUUUCUCUCCUACGGAACAAUGCAGAUGAUAGCCUCUUCAGUUUAAUUUGUAUUAGGAAUUAAUAUAUCCUUUUUCUUCAUUCUGGCCAAAAGUUCUUUUAUUUACGUUCCUAAUACUGUAGAAUAACAUUUUAAUACUCAUUUUAAGCAAUAUUUGUAUUUGAAAACAAAAACAUACCUCUUGGAAUACUUUACUAUAAUAAAGUAAAACCAAAUAUUAAACAAAUAUACUUAAGUACUGAAAAGAAUUGCAAGCUCUUUUGACAUAUUACAGCUAAAAUGUCCUGAUUCAAAGUCAAAUCCUGCUGUCUGUAGUUGCAAGGAGAGCUUCAAGCUGAAGCCGUUAGUCCAAAUCCUGAUACCAACUCAGCUGUGCAGCAGUGGAAUACUUCUAAUAGUGUCCCUUCAUAUUUGCAUCCAUGUAAAAUCUGAAUCAGCUCCCAAACCCUGACUUUGGUGGGAAAAGCAGUCAGACUUUUUUUUUAGGGGGUUAUGUAUUAGCAAAAAUUGCCACUGAGUUAUUUUAGAUUAUAUUAUAGUGCUCGUUACAUUGUUACACCUUUUUUUUUUCCUCCCAAGACCUUCUUUGUCUCAACCUCACUUAAUAAAAAUACUUGGAUAUAAAAAGAGAAAAGUACUGCUCUGAAGCCUUCUUUCCAAAUUCAUUCAGUAAUGCCUCUGUUCACUGCCUGUAACCCUAAGAUCUCAUUGUUACAGAAGUAUUCCUUAUGCUGCCAACUAGCAGAAAAUAGUUUAGGACUUGACCUAUUGCUUAAGCAGAGCUCUCAUCCUGGGCAGAACAGCCACAGUCUUGAAAAGUGCAGCUUAAUUCUCCAUUUAUGCCAGUUAUUAACUCUGGGUUGCAAAUGUGAGAUUUUGCUGAGCACUGAAGACAGGAGAAGUUACUCAACACUGUUCCCUUUUCCAGGUGAUUGAGUCAAUGCACAUUAUCAUCUUAGACAAAUAGACAAAACAUGAAGUUUCUUUAGUUCAUUCAUUAUAUAGUUUUGUGUCAUUGUUAAUGAAGGAUCUGGCUUCCAUAUAGGAUUUUCACUCAAAUCCUUCCAUAUCUAAUUAGCUUUCAAAAUUUGGUUCUGGAAAUCUAAACACAGAGCAAUUUUCAUUGCAAAUAGGUGAGAAAGCAAAUUGAAGGAGAGAAAAACAUAUAUAAACUGAUGGAAAUAGAUAAAACAUUACAAUUUGUAUAGUCAAUUCAACAGAGAUUAUUUAGCUUUUAGAAUAUGGCACAUCCUAGUAGCAGAUCAUUAAGAUGGUCUUCAGAUGGUUUCAACUGCUCCCAAGACAUGAGACAGUUAGUUACAUUGCUCCUUUCUAUUCUUUGUGAUACCAAGCCUCGCUUACCCAUCACCACAAAGGAAUCUUUAUUAGCUAUUCUUGAUAGAUCUGAAAACUUCUAUGGUUAUGAAAGCAAGGGGCUAAUAUGUAGUCUUGAUCAAAUAGAUUGGGCAAGGCUGUAUGACAUCUUUGGUGUAUGCUAGCUCUGUCUUCAUUGAUCAGUCCUGACCUUCUGCUCUCUCAAGCACUGGCUUCCUCAUGACCUGAGCCUGCUAGUUGCAAGGCUCUCUGCAGUGGUUUUGUGGCCAGAUUUCAUGUCCACUGAAGAUAAAGAGGGAAUAAGUACACUAAUUUUGUCUAAUCAUCUCUAAUCAGAUGUGAAUUGCAGUUCCAGAGAUGAAGGACCUGUACAUUCUGUGACUGUGCCAUCAUGUAUCAUGGUGUCAUCCUGUCCCCAAAAGACCUCUGACUUUGUCAUUGAGUUCCCCCUCUAGCAGCCACGCUGAACAUUGAAUGAGGUAGCUUUACCUAGGAGACCAGUAGAAUUCUUAGAGAAUAUUUUGGGAUAAAUAAGAUGACUUUUGAGAUCGGAAAUUUCUGACUCCCGUCCAAUGGUACUACUACAGUUGUUUUUCUAAAGGCAUUGGACAGAGAAAUCCCCAAAGGCUCAGUUCAUAAUGUAGCAUCAGGUUAUUAAAGUUGUAAAACAUGUGGAGAUACAAACAUACAUGUGCCAAAAAAAAGCAGAAUUUAGCAUAGGAGUGACAAAUGCCCAUCCUGUGUGAAAAAUAAGUUACAGUAAAAAUACAGACAACAUCACAUUUCUUGCAUUACUAUUUAAAGUAGUGAUGAGGAAUUAAAGAAAAUAGCAUCAAACAGCCAGGGUUCUGUUUUCAAACCUGUGUAAUCUAAAUUUUAAUGCCAUAUUGCUUAGCACUAAAAUCUCAGUCAACAAGACAGAAACCUUUCUAAAGUACUGAGUUUCCCUAUUGCUUGCUAUGAAUUUGCAUGAUGUCUAAUGAGAUAUGGGUGAGGGUUUUUUAAUGCAAAAAUGUUUUGGGGAAAACCUUGGAAAACUGAGGCUCUGAAUCCAAACUUAACAGGUCAGGAGUACCACUAAAAUCAGUAGGUUAAAAUGCAAGUUGCAGCCUGGCAGUCUGAAACUGAAAGUCCUUAAUGGAAUAAUCGCCUGGAAGCUGGGUUUAUACUUAUGCCACACGUUAAUAAUAUUGUUAUUGUACAAUAUAAUUAUUGCACAUUGAAAGGAAAUAUUUAGUGCUAACCAAAAUACAAUCAAAUAAGUAAAGGUAGCUCUUAGGGUUUUCUGGCUUUCUUAGGUUUUGUAAAAUUUGUGUAUCAGAUGCUUUGCAGGGUAUGUAGGUGUCAAAGGAGUUAGAUUAAUUUAUCUCCGUGAUGGACAUGGUCUUCUGUUUACAAGGACAUGAAUAAGCUUUUCAAAAGCAUCUAACUCCUGCUUAAAGUCAGUUCACUUCCCACCACACAUUGACUUUCAGUAGAAGUCAGGUACCUAAUUCCCUUAGGCAAUUUCAGAAUCCCAGCCAUGUAUUAGUUUUUGAAUCUAAGCUGACCUGACAGUGUCCCUGAAAAGUUCAAACACUUGGAGCAAGGUCUCAGUGCUGCAGCACAGUAACAGCUGAAUUCAUUUAUUUAAAAGCCUUUUAUGGUGAAAGCUUUGCAUCAACCAAAUAGCACAAGCAAUGUUUACAGUUUGUUUGAUUUAAUCUUGGCCUCUGCCAGUUUUAAUUAUAUUUGACACAUUUCUAAAUUGAAUAACAAAGAGAAGGUUGGGCUGGGCAUGAAAAACAAAUCAGCUCCAUUUCUCAGACUGAAUUAAUCAAGAGCAAGAGGUCAGGUUGGGGAAGGACCUUUCUGAUUAACAUUAUAUUUGAAUAAAGUUCCUCUGGAGAUGGAGGGUAUUAAGUUGUUUGGAUGACUCCUCUCCAACCGCUAUGGAAGUGGAGCCGUUUGCUAUGACCCAUCGAUGUCCCCACUCUGGGAACAGCAGCUUAGUGAGCCUUAGCUGAGAAAAGGGUCAGCAUUUCAAUCAAUACAGUUUGCAACUUUUGUCAUUUUGAUUUAGGUUACUAACAUUUGGGUAAUAUUACAAUUUCUUGGACUCUCCAAGAAGUAGUAAAGUUAUUUUGUCCAAUUUAAUGUACAAGCUGUGGAGAAUCACCAAGUGUUGUCUUUCCCCUGGGCAGAAAAUCCUGCCAAAUAUAUGAGUACAAUCUGUCUAUUUGAGAACUUUCACAGCAGUUUUUUGCUUAAUCCAGGAAAUAAGAAUACAAUCCCUUCCCUUUUCCCUAUUUUCCAAACAUAUCUUGGCAACAAUGCCUACACAAUCCUCUGUUUAUUGCUUAAAAGGUCACACUUCACUAGGAAAAUUAAAGCCAUUGCUCAUCAAGAUGGACCAACACAGUCCUAUUCUUUAUUAGACUUAAGAGAAACACAGUGUGAACACAAAGAAUGACUAUUCAGGUCCAAGAGGUCAGAAGCUUUUUGAUAUGGCCCCUGUUUAUAGAGCUGUUUCACGUCAAACCAGAGAAAAACCCUGUUACCGCAGACUUUUAAAAGCAUUAGUAAAUGUUAGAACAACCUUGUGGAAUACAUACACUCAUUUAUAUUUUGUUUUUCUACAGUUCCACUCUAAUAUUUGCCUGCAGUUUUCAUUAUUUGAAAUUAUUUGCAAUAAUAGAAUAAAGAAUAUAAAUUUGCAAAGAUUUUGAGAGGCAUGAUAGAUUUGUUUAAAAUGAAAUAUCCUUUUCCUCAGGCUGCUUAGCUUUUAAUAAGGGAAAGUUUGAUUAAAAGUAGAAUCAACAGGUUCUUUUUCUAAGCAAGUGUGCCAGUUUAUGGAUUCCAAAUGGAUUUCCUAUUAGGUGUCCAUGCAGAAGCUCCCAGAGAGAGGCAAGAUGGCCUAGUUUUCAAACAUUAUCUUUUGAAAUCUCUUUCAAAGCUAUUGCCCCUUUCAAAGCAAUAGAACACUGUUAGUGUUUUGUUUGUGGUCUUAUCUGCGAAAACUUAACCUUGCUUUUUUGAUAUCUUUAGAAGAAAAAGAUGCACAUGAAGAAAAAUGAAAAUAACCUUACAUAACCUUUACAUGUACUGCUUAGAGCUGCUAAAAUCCUCCUCUUUUUGCUAACUUGAAGUUUGCCUCAGAGUUUAAUUUCUCCAGCUCACUGGUUUGGUCUUAUUAGUGAAUAGUCACAGUUCAAAUCAAAGAACUUUAAAGUUGUAUUUGUUCAUCUUUUCUAAAUGCUGGAAAUUAGCUGAUGGUCUGAACAGUGGGUGCUGUGCUAUGUCUGUUAGAGUUAAGGAGGCUGGAAUCACCAUUGCUGUCAUCUCUGCAGCAGUCAGGGAGGCACUCUGUGACCAGUGGAGUCCAUAUUGCUGCAGUAGGAGCAAUUGCUGGCUAUUAACCUCUGGGUGUCAAAUUGUCUGCAUCUAGUGUACUGGGCCAGGAGUAAACGGAGAUAACUGUGGAGGAAACCCUGGAAGACGCCUCUGGAUGCCAUCUAGUCUCCAAACCCUUUUCCAAAGCAGGUCCAGCUAGCUCCUGCCCAUCUCAGUGCAAAUAUCUGUAAUUCACUGGGUGAUGCUGCUUCUGUGUGUAGCACUCUGUUUGCAGUGUGCUGAAAGUGCCCUUCUCUCAUGAAGUAUUGACCACCACCCUGUACCAAGAGGGAGUCGCAGCCCUUCCUCUGCAGCUAUUGCAUUUGAGCAAAUAAUUAGCUCUAAGUUAAACACAUUUUUUUGUAAAUAGCAUACAGGCAGCUGCUUUUCUCAGCCUAAUACAUAGCAGAUGGGUUUUUUGAUCCCUAGGUAUCAUUAUUGUUGGCAGUCUUAUUAGAGAUGUCAAGGACUGAAAAGGUCAGUCAGUCUGUCAGCCCUAGGCUCCUAGGCAGGGGUAUUACCCCUUUGGCAAGCAACCCAUGGCAUCUCGGCUAGGCUCUGCACAUUGGAUUUGGCUGCAUUCUCGGCUCAGGAACUGAUUCUGCUCCACUGAAAUCAAUGGAGACUUUGCUACUGGGCUCUUUACCUGGCAUUUUUCACAAGAAUUGAUUUCACUUUAUAAAAUAAUCCAAAGAAAUGUUGACUAGCCUUUUGCUUUGCUUUUACCACCAGCUGUGCAAAUGCUAAUUCUACUCAUGCAGUACUGUGUUCUGCACCAGCUUAUUACCCAGGGACCAUUAUUUGGUCUACAAAAUAAUAAUCUGCUUAUAAGGGAGAUUUAUUUAAAAUUGAAAGUAUCCAGAUUAUUAUCUCUAAGAAUCAUUUGGUAGUCACUCAUUUCCUCAGGUGGAAAACUCUGACAAAUAUCACAUUUUCCCUGAAACUUCCUGCAGUUCUGCAAGAGCAGGUUUUGCUCUAUGCUGACUGCCUGUGUCAGCUUGUUCUUUCCCUCAACUUUCUUCCCUCAGUCCACACCUGCAAGAUCCUUUUCCCUCCUUUUUUUGUUUCCAUUCAUCUUUUUCCCAGUUCAUCACAUCCUUCUCCUAGCCAAAUAUACCAUGGGGUUUACCUCUGCUGAACAUUGCACUUCAAAGUGGACUCACUGUCAAAAAAAGGUUCUUGUAAAAAACCCACCUCUUUAUUCAAUAUGGGUUCAGAGCCAUACAUCAUUCAUUAAAUGCAAUUUUAAAGUUGUGUUUGUAUUAUUUUUCAUUCCUACUUCCACUGAGAGUAGCAAGACAGUUUAUAGGAAGUUGGAAUACAAGUAUCACAUGCAGGUACAUGGAGGGAGAGCAGCAAAAGUGACUUUGAUGCCUUGGCAUCUGGAAGGGAUAUUGUGCCUCUUUUUGUACGUCCAAUUGGCCUGCAAUUUGCAUGGACUCCUAUGUUAUUGAAUGAUACCUUCAAUAGAGGCUGCUGAGUUGAUUCGGCCUCAUAGAGUCAAUAUUUGUUGCUUUUGGCUUACUGCAUUUUUAAUAAAUGAAUGGGUCUGCAUUGCUUGGUGAGCACAGUAACAAUCAGUAACACUCCAGACUUCCCCACAUAUUAGGGAAACAAUAGUCUUGACUUUAACUUUCUUCCUCUGAUAAGGACUAAUCUUCAUGGCUGCUAUAAAACACAACCAUGGCAUAGAUGUUAAAGAUUUUUAUCUCAUCAGCUUCUCAGCCAUGAUUUCACUGGCAUUGGAGUGGAAUUUCUCGCACCAGUACCAGAGGCAGUAAUAAGAUGUUCUUAAAGCAUUUUUGCCUAAUGCCUUAUGGAAACAAAGUGCAUGGGAUCAGACUGUACAUAUGUGUCUGUGUGCCUCUGCUCUGUUUUAAACAUUGGCCAGUUUAAAAAAAAAUUGCUGAAGGAGGAGAGGUCUCACAUAGAAUCGACUUCCUACACCUUCUGAUAAAUGUUAGCACUCCCCCUGAGAAAAAGUCUGAGAGGCAGGUUCGCAACCUGUUAGAUACGAGAAAAGCCACACAAAGCAGGUCAGGAGGAAAAGAAAGUGAGGCACACAGAGAGAAUGAUGUUCUGAAUGUCCCAUCAGCCAAGGUGUCAAACAGAGCUUACACCUCCUCAGACUUGCAGCACAGAUCCAAAGGGAAAACAGCAAGUGUUGCGGUAUUUUAGCAUCGCUAAAAAAAGAUCCCUUUAAUCUGCCAGGAUUUUAACUUUUUUAUUUAUAGCUCAGUCCCUGCCCUGAGCUCUGUUACCUUCUUUGGGUGCCCAAGGCUUAAAGGCCCUGUGCUUAAACAAUGGAAACUACAGAAGUGUGUCGCGAUAUUUGCAAAAGACUUGGUCCUUGUUUGACACCAUGUGAUAGGUCUGUGCAAUAGCAAGAAUUAUUAUCUGCAGACCACAGUCUAUGACGAUAAGAAAACAGAGAACUUUGUCAUGCUGUUAAUGAAUUUCCAGUGUCAGAGAUUCCACAGUUUUCCCAGGCAACCUAUUGCAGAGCAUCAUUAAUUUUACUUUUAAACAUUUUUCCAAAUGCUUAAUUUCACUCUCCCUUGCUACAGGUGAGGCACAUUGUUUGCAUUCGAGCCAUGCUGAAUAUGGAGAACAGAAUAUUCCCUUCCUUUUCCAAAGGAAGGUAUUUUUUACAGUAUCUCCAGUCAGUGUUCACUACCCCAGACUAGAAGAAUCCCCUUCCAUAUGUGAUGUUUUCUAUAGUUGCUCUUCUGUGCUCUCGACUGACUGCUUGAUCCACUUUGGUUUUUUUCCUUUGAAGUAUGGUGCUCAAGAUCAGAUACAGUGACACAGAAAAUAUUUUAUUAGUAGAGCAUGGAGCAGCAUGAUUGUUUUCCACAUCUUACAUACAACAUUGUGUUCACUUAGGUCCUAGGCUGCUGCUUGCUAUUUUAAAACACUGUUGAUUCAUCUUCAGUUUGUCAUGUGUUAUUAAUGCCAAAUUCUUUUUUGCAGAACUGUUACCUAAACUGUAGUGCCUCCAGUCUACACAGGUGAUUAUUCCUAUGUAGCAUCUUAACAUGUAUUGUUGUUGAAUUGCUUCUAUUUUUUCAGAUCCCUUUCCCAUAUACAUUUUGGUUUGAAUCUUAGUCUUUCAGCAUCUUUGCCACCCCUGACUGCUUAGGAUCAUCUUCAGACUUAAAAAUUGUGUUCUCUAUUCCAUCGUCCAAGUUAUUAACAAAAAUAUUGACCCAGGGCAAGUUUUGAAGAAUCCAGUAGAUACCUUUUUCCAGUUUGAAACUAAACUAUCACUCUGUACAUACUGUUGUCUGAAUACUGUUUCCCAAUCUAUUUUGCACUCAUCUUGUGUUAGUUUCAUCAAGUGUAAAUGACAGUAAACUGCAAUUGCAAUGUUUUUAUUCCAGGUUGUGAGAUAUGAGCCAGGAAAGAUUUAGCUUUCAGAUCCCUGAGCGAUUUCGCACAACUGAUCAGUGGGGGAAAAAUUAGUUAAAAUUUAAAAUCAAAAGUACAUCUUGAUUUACCAAGCCUCCAACACAAAACUCCACUCUGUCCUUUUACAGUUACAUCUUAUAAAACAAUCAUGUUCCCAGAGCUACAGAAGUAGAUGAAACUACUUGAAAGAUUGCCUGGAGGAAUUCAAUCUGAUAAAUACAAAAGUAUUUUGGCAAUACACGGUAGGACUUGGGUUGGGUUUUCCCCUCCACACCAUGUAUUUCUGUUCUACUGAUUAAAAUCCGUUAAAAAAAAAAAGUCAAACAUCAGCAUGGAACAUUUUUCUAUAAAUAUCUAUAAAUUUUAAUUUAAGUUUGUAUAGCAAAUCCUAUUUUAGGUGAGAUUAUGCUAGACAUAUUUAACCUGAUUGGCUAAAAUUACUGGAACACAGAACAACUUUAGUGUGUGUGUGAGAAAAGUUUUUUUAAGAACAAUUGUCCCUUGAUGUGUCAGGCUGUUGACUAUCUUUUUGAAACACUGAUUUCCACGAGGAUAGCAGGAAUAGACCUGUGUGACCAGCAGAUCACAGAAGCUUCCUUGCUUCAAUCCUCAAACAAACCUUGUGCAUUUAUAAUGAAUGUCCUGAAUGUGAGAGAGUUCAUUAUUCAUUCAUCUAAGGCACCUUGGCUUAUGGUCCACUAGGAAAUGCUUGUCUGAGAGCAAAAAAAGUUGCAAAAUGUACUUUGCUUUCCCAUCAGACACUGAUUGUAAGGAAAUCUUCCUUGCAGGGAAGCUGGCCUGAGCUACAGCUGGAGGGAAGUUGUGCUGCUCCCUCUCUGAACUCUGGAGAUUUACACAUUAAAUAUACAAAAUCUGCUUUGUAGGAAGUAGGUCAAUGCAGUAAAGCCAUCACUUUCUUGAUUUUGAUAAACUUUGAAUGGACUUAUGACAGGAGUUGUAUAUCACGAUUGUUUGGCAUCAGUAAUAACUGCAAUAAGCAGUUUCCAGCACAGAACAGCACAGAGCUAAAUGGGGCCUCUGGAAGCAAAUGUAAGUUAAUAAUAAUAGCAAACAACAGAGGCAGUGUAGAACAGGACCACAGAGAGGAAAGUGAUGAGAACUCACUAAACAUACUCCUCAUCUUACUACCAUUAGGAAGUGACAUUGGAUGUCAGUGAGGACUGGAUGUAGGUUGGGACUUUUUAAAGGGAAGCACUGGUCUCCUUUCAGAUGCACGGUAAAGUAGGAAAUUUUAGGGCUGCUUUUUCAAGAAGUUGCCCCUAAGUGUGUAAGCAAAAGAGCCUGCUGCAUGCAGCAUCCUGGUAAUCCUACUGCCAUGGUGAGCUGCAGCAGGGGAAUACGUGAUAAUCAAAGCAUGUUUGAGUUAUUAUUACAGGAACAGAGUAUUCUUGUGAAGGGAAGAGAAGGACUUAACUAUCUUAAACAGACUAGGUUCCUCCCAAAUAAAAUUUCUAAAAUGUCUAGAUUAUUUAGGUGCCUGAACCUGAAAUUAGAGUUAUUUUCUGUCAGGUUCCAUGGGCCACUUUAAAACAGCAGCUAUAUUUCCAACACCAACCUGCUUUGACAGUCCCCUUAUACCACAGAUCCAUAGAAAGUGGUCAAUGUGGCCAUGUCACCCCAAAUGCCUCCUCUGACAUGAACACAGCCACCACGUUUCCCGCUCCACACACUGAGCUGGGGCUCCUUCACGCCUGGAAGGUUCCAAGGCACGCACGGCCCCAUCCCACGAGGGCUGCUGUGUUUGCAGUAGCAAGGGAUUUCCCCACUCUUGCCAUUUGUUUUCAUGGUUAUCCAGCUCUGAUUUUCCCAGGGAGUGGGCUCGCCAGCCAGGUAGCCACACAUGCUGGGGGUGUCCCAGGCCUCACGUCCCAGGGCGCCCACCCACAGCCCCGUGUUUGUGCACCACGGUAGCAGAAAAGGCUGUGCCUCAGGCUGUCUGCCCGGCCUCUGACAGAGGUUUCACAGCCCAGCCGGCAGUUCAGGUGCCUGGAGCCCCUGCAUGUUCCUGGGGCAGAUGCUCACAGGGAUGGGUAGUUUUGGAAGAGCUUUAGGAUGAAAUCGUAAGAUUCUGCUCAGCCAUUCCUUUACUUAAAAAGCCUCUCUACUAACACACCUAGCAAAGGUCACCAUAAGCAAGUUUUCCUGUGAGCAGCAGAACUAAUAAUGCCUGUCUGCAUACAAAUUUAUGUCUGAUGUCCUCUAUACUUGUUCCCCAGAAAUAAGCGUAGCAUCCGCAUGUUCCCUACAUGACCAGCAAAGCAAUCCAGACCCUUUCUUUCUAUUCCAAAUGACACCCUAAUCCAAUACCCCAUUGGUUAUCCAAUAUCCAAUAUUCAGAUAGUCUCAGCUCCUUCCUGUAGCCAUAGCAAGCCCACUAUGAUAUCCUGUUUUCCACAUUUUUAAUACCCCUGUCUACUACAUUGCCCCCUGGCCCCUGACCAGUGCAUCCUAAGCUGGCAGUGGCUGGCAGGCUGCUAACAGUCCAGGUAACAGCUCGUCCUGCCCUUCCCUCAGGCACACUUCUCUACUAGGCACUUAUCCUCAUAAAUUUUGUAGAAAUUUAAUAUCUUUCAUAUUUCUACACCUGCAACAAAUGUGGUUGAAAAUAACCAAGAGGUUCAAAUGCUUUCAAAUAGUCCAAACAGUUGUGUUCCCAGCUCAUUACCAACAAAAAUUGUGAGCAGGAGGCUGUAACCAUGACACGCCUCUAAUACUAAAUAGGUGUUGUGAUGGGGGGAAGGGAAUCAGCAUCUGACUCAGUCCAGCCACCAGCACAAAUACUCUAAUAACUAAUUAGAAUCAGUGUAUUCCAGGAAAGAAUAUCAGAAUAUUUCAGGGUCAGUGGAAAAACCUGGACAAAGAAUAAUAUUUCAUAUUCAUAGAGCUAGAGAGAACUCUGAGGCACUCCAGAAACAUUGUGUUAUUAGAUGUAAUACCACAGACAACUUGAGAAUAUCCUUUUUUAAAGGGAAAACAUUAAAUUGCAUGAAGUGGGUUCUGAAUGAUAUUUAUAGAGGCAAGCAAAAAAGCUAUUGCCUAUAUCUCCAAAGGCACUCCAAAGGAGGGUUGACAUCUGCUCAUGGUGCAAAGCAAGUGAAAAAGAAGUAGCAUGUUAAACUGUACUAAGAAGAUGUGUUACUGUGCUAUGUAGAUCAGAUAUAUGUCCUCAUCCUGCUUAUUAUUGUAAUAGCUUGACAAAAAGACUAUUACAAAAGUAAAAAAAUAAAAUCCAAGGAAAAGCAAUUAAAAAAAUUCAAAUCAGAGGUCCCUAAAUGCUUAUUUCCAAGGCACACACAUAGGAAAACAAAAAGUCAGGACUGUUUGCAGAUCUAAAUCAUGAAAUAAGUGUGAAUCCUGCUUAUACUGUGUCUGGAAAGAAGAGGAAAAACAAGGGACACAGGGCAUGACUGAGAAAAGCCAGUCCUUCAACACAAGCUGUGAUGGGUGCUCAGGAGGGAAACUAUUCCCUCCUGUGUAGGUACAAUGGGAGCAAGGCUCACACGUCUCAUUCGAGUCCCAGGGUGCCCAGCAGAAUGACCGCUUGCAGAUUAAAAGGAACAGAACAGAUAAAUACUGGGACCCAUUUGGUUAUCUCCACUGAAAGCAUUAAAAAGGAUUGAAUUGGAAUAAAAUGUCAAAAAAAGGCAAAUAAAAGGGAAAAGGUGCACUUUUAAUAUUGUGUUUAGUUAAAGCAGAACAAUAAUCAUGUAAAAAUGCAGUAGAAUUUUAAAAAUGGAUGUCUACAUAAAUAAUAAUUGUGCUAUCUGAUAUAAAAUAAUGCUUCUGAGUUGUCAUUCUUCCAGGCAGAUAAUGUUAAGAAAAAAUUGCCCUCUCCUGCAAAACAUAAUUUUUUAUAAAAAGUGCAUGUGAAGGUUUUCUCUUUAGCAGUUGGCAUUAAGGACUUGUAACCAGACCAAUAAGCCUCUGCAGUUCUCCUAAGCACUGUUUCCAUGUUACUAAACUGCUCAGGAAGUACAUGAGCAAAGGAAAUUCAGUCUCUGUGCUAAAUGCAAUAUGGAUCCUGUAACAGAAUAUUUAUUGAAAAAGCAAAAUGUGUGUUUAUAUACAGCAACCAUAUCACACAUUUAAAGAUUUUCUUCUCCGCUGACAAAUGUUCAGGAAAGUAACAGGUUUGUUACAAAUGGAUGCAAACUACCAAGUCCCUUUCCAGCUUUGGUAAAUGCUGUGCACUGUUUAAGGGCAAAGCAGUUACACAGACAGAUUUUUCAGGUGGGGGUAAACUGACAGAUUUACACCAAAGAAGGAUUCGGCCUUUGGCACUGUGAGGCCUAAAUAUUAGGCCAGCUCUUUCCAGUUACAAUAAUGCAGUGCUCUCUCCAAAGCCUUCUGGAAUGCCCACAUUUCUGAUUCUUGCAGAAGUUAGAUAUUAGAAUAACAGUAGGGGUACAGUGUAGAAGGACAUUUACAUUAAAAGACCUGUAAGGAAGUGAAUACUAGUGUGCCUAAUAUAUGUAGCUGUAUGAAUCUUUUAGGUUGCAUUUUAAAUGUUGUAUUCCAUCGUCUUAUUCUACUUUAACAGCUAUUUGCUUUUUGCAGAAGUUGGGAAUUGGUACAUAAGCUUAGCAUCAGGGAUUAGGCUAAUGUUCCAUGAAGACAGGCAACUGUGAUACCAUUCAAACUCACAUUUUAUGAGAUUCAAGUCUUUCGAAGUGAUUUUCCCACUAUUUCUUGAAUUGCCUAUUCAUUUGAUGACACUUUCUCAUUGAGAAAUAUUCAGUUAUCAACCAGCUAUUUAGAAAGAUUGGUGCAGCAUGCUGAAAGCAGUAAGGAAGUAUAAAAUCUGACCCUAUAAAAGCACUAUCGUCACUGAGUUUGGCUCCCACAAACAAGAAGCUGUGAGAGUAUUAAUAGCAUGCAAUCCAUUUAUUUUCGUGCCCAGAAAUGGUUUCUAAGUUAUUUAAAAAUUAAGAUACUGAUAUUUUUCUAUUCAAUAAAAGAUAGCAAUGUUAUCAUA
Harpia harpyja (harpy eagle) is the source of this 16030-nucleotide messenger RNA. RefSeq names its product potassium two pore domain channel subfamily K member 13 (gene KCNK13). The transcript is spliced from 2 exons. Lineage: Eukaryota; Metazoa; Chordata; Aves; Accipitriformes; Accipitridae. Bases 70 to 1299 code for a protein of 409 amino acids. Gene Ontology annotation, molecular function: potassium ion leak channel activity. Gene Ontology annotation, cellular component: membrane. The record is from RefSeq and is a predicted model, not a curated record. Gene Ontology annotation, biological process: stabilization of membrane potential; potassium ion transmembrane transport.